GACUGAGCGCAAGCGCAACAACUUCACUAUCAACAUAACCUAAUAAACAUAAAAAGGACUUUUUUAAAUAAUUUCUAUAAGUACAGUGAUGUAAAUAUCCAUCAUGCAGUAUUCUGAAGAAGGUGAAAAAUUGGCGGAUAAAACGCCAUGUGCCGGCGUACGGGCUGACUUAAAGAUGUGCCUUUUAAAUAGCGACUGUGUGAAAAGAGAUAAGAAGACACCGAGGGAAUGUUUGAAAACCAGCGACGGUAGUGUCGCAUAUGAAUGUCAAGCUUUACGUAACACAUUCUUUGAGUGUAAACGAUCGUUGCUGGAUAAUCGUGUGCGAUUUCGAGGCCGUAAAGGUUAUUAAUUUGAUGUAUAUAAAGUACGAAAGUUCAUUUGUAGUAAGUAUAUAAGUGUAUAAUAAAGUUAAUUGUUAGAUACUGUGUAUGGUGUAGGUACAUUUAAUGUGGAAAGUUGAGAGAUUAUUAAAAUAUCGCAGAACACCUA
Molecule: messenger RNA, 492 nt
Organism: Photinus pyralis (common eastern firefly)
Lineage: Eukaryota; Metazoa; Arthropoda; Insecta; Coleoptera; Lampyridae
Product: cytochrome c oxidase assembly factor 5
Exons: 3
Coding region: 104-352 (82 amino acids)
Biological process (GO): mitochondrial respiratory chain complex IV assembly
Cellular component (GO): mitochondrion
Source: RefSeq, a predicted model, not a curated record